AUGGCAUCCAUGGCGCCCCUCGCACCUGUGGCACCAGUGGCAACGGCGGAUGCCGGCAUUCUCGUGUUGAAGGUGGGCACAUCCACCAUUAUGACCUCGGACCAGCGAGGGCAGCGCGUGAACGUGGCCAACUUGUCGCGUUUGGUGGAGGUCAUCUCUGACCUGGGCCACAAGGGCUACAAGGUGGUGCUGGUCUCGUCGGGGGCGGUGGGCAUGGGCUGCCGGGAGCUAGGCCUCGACCAGAAACCCACGGAGCCCAAGAUGAAGCGCGCGGUGGCGGGGGUGGGCCAGAGCCGCAUCCUGCGGAUCUACUCCGAGCUCUUUGAGACGGUGGGGCUGCGCAUCGCGCAGCUUCUGGUGAGCCAGCGGGACUUUGUGGAGCAGCCGCGCUGGGCGGAGAUCCGGCACACCAUCGAGGCGUGCCUGCAGGCCGGGGUGGUGCCCGUGAUCAACGAGAACGACACCACCAACACGGACGGCAUGCGCUUCGGCGACAACGACAACCUGGCGGCGCUGACGGCGGUCCAGCUGGAAGCGCAGGGGGUGUUCCUCUUCACCGAUGUGGACUACCUCUACACCGCGAACCCCAAUGUCGACCCGAGCGCGGAGCCCAUGAAGGUGGUGAGCGAGGCCUUUGAGUUGAGGGUGGACACCCGGGAGCCGGGCUCCUCGCUGGGCACGGGCGGCAUGUCCACGAAGAUCGCCGCCGCGCGGACCGCGCACUGCGCCGGCAUCCCCUGCGGCAUCUUGCACGGCAAGCACCCCGAGCGCAUCUACAGCUUCCUGGCGCGGCUGGACGAGGAGUCCACGCAGUGCCCCAAGUCCUCGCCUUCCCGGGCCUCCAGUCGGCCCAGGGCCGCCACGUCCGAGGACUCCCUGAGCGAGGCCGAGUCCGUAGAGCCGCAAGGGACCCUCUUCGCGGCGCCAGAGGAGGGCGACGUCACAGACGAGGACCGCUGGAUUCUCAGCUUGCCCGUGGUGGGCCACGUGUCGCUGCAGCGGGUUUCGGGCGACCUGGGCCACCUGCGCAAGGCCAUUGGGCGAGCGGUUGCGGACAAGCUGGAUUCCAUGAAGAGCUUGUCGGGUUCCGGACACCACGGAGGGGUGCGGGUGUACCACAAGGACACGGAACUUGCUCGCCUCAGGGUGAUCUUUGACGAGGAAGGUACUUGCAGCUUGCCAAGUGGCUUCGAGCAGAGCAUGGUCCUGACACCCGCAGUGGAGUGCCAGUGCUAA
Molecule: messenger RNA, 1236 nt
Organism: Effrenium voratum
Lineage: Eukaryota; Dinophyceae; Suessiales; Symbiodiniaceae
Source: the annotation of a GenBank genome assembly